AUGUAACAGAAUGGAAACCAACUUCUCACGCUGCUCUGGCUUACCGAUAUGAGGAAGGGAGAAUGGUGGAGAAGAAUGAGAGGCCAGUGAGACACAGUGAGACACACCCUGUCUCUACACAUAAUGUCUCUACUCUUGAAGAGAGGCAGGAAGAGAGCGGGGGUAGCAGGAGAAAGCUAACUCGACAAGUCACCAGCAAACUACUCCAACUCAAGUCAUCUCGGGAGGAAGUGCAGAAGAGAACGUUCCAGAAGUGGGUGAACAUGUACCUAAAACCACGUGGUACCCACGUGACAGACCUGUUCACUGAUCUGAAGGAUGGUGUGUUGUUGUUGCAGCUCCUAGAGCAGCUCUCCAGCGAGAAACUGGGUAGAUCACGAUGUGUAGAUGAGAAACUGAGAGCUCUGGAGAAUGUUGGUAUGGCUCUUACAUUCCUCCACAGCAAGGGGCUAAAAACAGUUAACAUAGACGCUACCAAUAUAACGUCUGGGGAUUCUACUCUCACUUUAGGCAUGCUCUGGAUCAUCAUUCUCAAGUUCCAGAUACAUGGUAUGAGUAAUGGAGACCCCAACACCAACCCUGCUACCUCUGAUUCUCCCUGUAGAGUUCUAGGUGGGAAAGGAAGGAGUUUAAUUGAAGAGGUGAUGCAUGAAAUAAAGGAUAUAAGACAUUUGAACACUGGAAGUACAUUACAGCAGCAGUUAAGAGGCUGGCUACAAGAAACUCUGGGAACUACCGAGCAGUUCAACUUCUCUACUAGCUGGAAUAAUGGCAUACUUCUCUGCAGACUCCUUCACGCUUACAGGCCUGACAAAGUAGUGAUGGCUAGUGUAAGUAAGAUGUCGCCAGUAGAGAGAGUACAACAUGCUCUCAACGUGGCUAAGAGUUGCUUCUCUGUGGAACCUCUUCUCAUGCCGCACGAUGUAGCUACUAGUAUCCCUGAUGAGAGAGUAGUGUUAGUGUACUUGUCUGUACUGAAGAGUGUACUCCUGGGUAAACACACUGCCAGACAGAGAGCGGCUCACUUUAUGGAGCUACAGGAGAGAUCACGUGUUAUGAUGGGAGAACUAGAAGAAGCUCAGGAGCAUUGUGUUGAGGAAAUGGCAGGAGAGUGGAGGAAACUCAGAGAUACACUCCACUCAGAGCAACCUCCACAGGGCCUUAACGAGGUGUUCCUGGUGUCGUCACGACAGUUAGCUUCACAGUACGAUAAGAGCAACAAAGCAGCCCAGAAGAAACUACACACAUACGCUACCGAGCUGCAAGAGUUGGAUAAGUUCGAGAAGGAGAUUAAGAGAUUAAAACAUCUAGCUAGCUACGUUCACUCUUACAGAGACAGUCUUGCCAAAGUAGUGAGUUUUACUUUAUUUGUUACUACUUUAGUCUUUACUUGA
Messenger RNA from Bolinopsis microptera, 1394 nucleotides. RefSeq names its product alpha-actinin-3-like. Gene Ontology annotation, molecular function: actin filament binding. Lineage: Eukaryota; Metazoa; Ctenophora; Tentaculata; Lobata; Bolinopsidae. Gene Ontology annotation, cellular component: cell projection; plasma membrane; cortical actin cytoskeleton. The transcript is spliced from 12 exons. The coding region runs from base 63 to 1394 and encodes 443 amino acids. Gene Ontology annotation, biological process: actin cytoskeleton organization. The record is from RefSeq and is a predicted model, not a curated record.